Molecule: messenger RNA, 8545 nt
Organism: Sorex araneus (European shrew)
Lineage: Eukaryota; Metazoa; Chordata; Mammalia; Eulipotyphla; Soricidae
Gene: TOP1
Product: DNA topoisomerase I
Exons: 21
Coding region: 339-2642 (767 amino acids)
Biological process (GO): chromosome segregation; DNA topological change; DNA replication
Cellular component (GO): chromosome; nucleolus
Molecular function (GO): DNA binding; DNA topoisomerase type I (single strand cut, ATP-independent) activity
Source: RefSeq, a predicted model, not a curated record
UUUUCACGAGUCCCUGACGUCGACGACGUCCCGCUUUAAAAGAGGCCGCGCAGGCGCAGUGGGCCGAAAUGCGAACUUAGGCUGUUACACAACUGCUGGGCUUUGCUCUCGCCGCCGGCCCGGCAGCCCGUCUGCGUCGCCGCCGCUGUCUCCGCCAGCCGCCGCCGCCGCCGCCGCCGUUCCGGGAGUCCCCGGGCCCGCCGCCGCCCGCCCGCCCCCCGCCGCCUCCGGACGUCGCCGGGCGCCCUCGCCGUGCCCCUCCGCGCGGCUUCUGGCCGACCCGUCCGCGUCUGCCUCGGCGCCUCUCUCCGCCCGCCGCGCUCGCCGCUCGGGUCGUCAUGAGUGGGGACCAUCUCCACAACGAUUCCCAGAUCGAGACGGAUUUCCGAUUGAAUGAUUCUCACAAACACAAAGAUAAACACAAAGAUCGAGAACAUCGGCACAAAGAGCACAAAAAGGACAAAGAAAAGGACCGAGAAAAGUCCAAACAUAGCAACAGUGAACAUAAAGAUUCUGAAAAGAAACACAAAGAAAAGGAGAAAACCAAACACAAAGACGGAAGUUCAGAAAAGCAUAAAGACAAACACAAAGACAGAGAUAAGGAAAAACGAAAGGAGGAAAAGAUUAGAGCCUCUGGGGAUGCAAAAAUAAAGAAGGAGAAGGAGAAUGGCUUUUCUAGUCCACCACGAAUUAAAGAUGAACCAGAGGACGAUAAUUAUUUUGUUCCUCCCAAAGAGGAUAUAAAGCCAUUAAAGAGACCACGAGAUGAGGAUGACGCUGAUUAUAAACCUAAGAAAAUUAAAACAGAAGAUAUCAAGAAGGAAAAGAAACGGAAACUAGAGGAAGAAGAGGACGUUAAAUUGAAAAAACCCAAGAAUAAAGAUAAAGAUAAAAAAGUUCCUGAGCCAGAUAGCAAGAAAAAGAAACCGAAGAAAGAAGAGGAGCAGAAAUGGAAAUGGUGGGAGGAAGAGCGCUAUCCUGAAGGCAUCAAGUGGAAAUUCCUAGAGCAUAAAGGUCCUGUAUUUGCUCCACCAUAUGAGCCUCUUCCAGAGAGUGUCAAGUUUUACUAUGAUGGUAAAGUCAUGAAGCUGAGCCCCAAAGCAGAAGAAGUAGCUACGUUCUUUGCAAAAAUGCUCGACCAUGAAUAUACUACUAAGGAAAUAUUUAGGAAAAAUUUCUUUAAAGACUGGAGAAAGGAAAUGACUAAUGAUGAGAAGAAUAUUAUCACCAACUUAAGCAAAUGUGAUUUUAACCAGAUGAGCCAGUAUUUCAAAGCUCAGUCUGAGGCUCGGAAGCAGAUGAGCAAGGAAGAGAAGCAGAAAAUCAAAGAGGAGAAUGAAAAAUUACUGAAAGAAUAUGGCUUCUGUAUUAUGGAUAAUCACAGAGAGAGGAUUGCCAACUUCAAGAUAGAACCUCCUGGGCUUUUCCGUGGUCGUGGCAACCAUCCAAAGAUGGGCAUGCUGAAGAGACGAAUUAUGCCUGAAGAUAUAAUCAUCAACUGCAGCAAAGAUGCCAAGGUUCCUUCUCCUCCUCCAGGACAUAAAUGGAAAGAGGUCCGACAUGAUAACAAGGUUACUUGGCUGGUCUCCUGGACAGAGAAUAUCCAAGGUUCCAUUAAAUACAUCAUGCUGAACCCUAGUUCUCGAAUCAAGGGUGAGAAAGAUUGGCAGAAAUAUGAGACUGCUCGUCGGCUGAAGAAGUGUGUGGACAAGAUCCGGAACCAAUAUCGAGAAGACUGGAAGUCCAAAGAGAUGAAAGUCCGGCAGAGAGCUGUAGCCUUAUACUUUAUUGACAAGCUGGCUCUGAGAGCAGGUAAUGAGAAGGAGGAAGGAGAAACAGCGGACACUGUGGGUUGCUGCUCACUUCGUGUAGAACACAUCAAUCUGCACCCAGAGUUGGAUGGUCAGGAAUAUGUGGUAGAAUUUGACUUCCUUGGGAAGGACUCAAUCAGAUACUAUAACAAGGUCCCUGUUGAGAAAAGAGUUUUUAAAAACUUACAACUAUUUAUGGAGAACAAGCAGCCUGAGGAUGAUCUUUUUGAUAGACUCAAUACUGGUAUUUUAAAUAAGCAUCUUCAGGAUCUCAUGGAAGGCUUAACAGCCAAGGUGUUCCGUACAUACAAUGCCUCCAUUACGCUACAGCAGCAGCUUAAAGAACUUACAGCUCCGGAUGAGAACAUCCCAGCAAAGAUCCUUUCUUACAACCGAGCCAAUCGAGCUGUUGCGAUUCUCUGUAACCAUCAGAGGGCACCACCUAAAACUUUUGAGAAGUCCAUGAUGAACUUACAAUCUAAGAUCGAUGCUAAAAAGGAACAGCUAGCAGAUGCCCGGAGAGAUCUGAAGAGUGCUAAGGCUGAUGCCAAGGUCAUGAAGGAUGCAAAGACUAAGAAGGUGGUAGAAUCAAAGAAGAAAGCUGUGCAGAGACUGGAGGAACAAUUAAUGAAGCUUGAAGUUCAGGCCACAGACCGAGAAGAAAAUAAACAGAUUGCCUUGGGGACCUCCAAACUCAAUUAUCUGGACCCUAGGAUCUCAGUGGCUUGGUGCAAGAAGUGGGGGAUUCCAAUUGAGAAAAUUUACAACAAAACCCAGCGGGAGAAGUUUGCCUGGGCUAUUGACAUGGCCGAUGAGGACUACGAGUUCUAGCCAGUCUUGAGGGGAAGGGUUCUGUGGAAAGGAACAGUGUGGUUUGGGGAGAUGGAUAAACUGUGAGCCUCACUUACCCUCAGACCUGAGGGAGAGAGGCAGCAAGUCUUAACAAACCAACAUCUUUGCGAAAAGAUAAACCUGGAGAUAUUAUAAGGGAGAGCUGAGCCAGUUGUCCUAUGGACAACUUAUUUAAAAAUAUUUCAAAUAUCAAAAUUCUAGCUGUAUGAUUUGUUUUGAAUUUUUUUUUUUCCAGAAGGGCAAGUGGAUGGGAAUUUGUCAAGUGUUCUGCCAGGCAAAUUCACUGUUUCACUGAAGCAUUGGGAUUCUCUUAGCUACUGUAUACAAAGUCCGAUUAUAUUGGUGCGUUUUUACAGUUAGGGUUUUGCAAUAACUUCUAUAUUUUAAUAGAAAUGAAUUCCUAAACUCCCCUCCCUCCCCCAUUUCAGGAAUUUAAAAUUAAGUAGAACAAAAACCCAGCGCACCUGUUAGAGUGGUCACUAUCUAUUGUGUCAUGGGAAUCAAUUUUCAUUAAACUUGAAGCAGUUGUGACAUCGGCAGUGUUUUGGUUCAGACACCUAUUCACAGAAAAGCAUGAUGGGAAAAUAUUUCCUGACUUGAGUGUUCCUUUUUAAAUGUGAAUUUUUAUUUCUUUUUAAUUAUUUUAAAAUAUUUAAACCUUUUUCUUGAUCUUAAAGAUCGUGUAGAUUGGGGUUGGGGAGGGAUGACGGGUGAGUGAGUAUAAGGAUAAUGAAAUAAUCAGUGACUGAAACCAUUUUCCCAUCAUUCUUUGUUCUGAGCAUUCUCUGUACCCUUUCAGAUAUUCAUCUUUUUGUUUCAAACCCCAGUCUUUCACUUGAAAGAUGUAUAAAAAGUUCCACAGGUCAAUAAAUCUAGAGGAAAAUGAGUAUUUGGUCCCAAAAAGGAAAAAAAAAUAAUCAAGAUUUUAGGGCUUUUAUUUUUUUCUUUUGUAAUUGUGUAAAAAAUGGAAAAAAAAACAUAAAAAGCAGAAUUUUAAUGUGAAAACAUUUUUUGCUAUAAUCAUUAGUUUAGAGGCAUUGUUAGUUUAGUGUGUGUGCAGAGUCCAUUUCCCACAUCUUUCCUCAAGUAUCUUCUAUUUUUAUCAUGAAUUCCCUUUUAAUCAACUGUAGGUUAUUUAAAAUAAAUUCCUACAACUUAACGGAAAUUUAGUCUCUGCCUUUUUGUUACAGAGCCGCAGGUCAGAGUGGGGAUUUGGGGUUGGCACUUCAUGCAUGUGAUCUGACUGUUAAGGUGACAAGCGUGGUUCCCUCUCAAGGAGCUGGGACUUGAGGCCAGAGCGAAAGUAAUACAGCGGGUAGGGCGUUCAAUCCCCAGGAACCCAUAUGGUCCCCCAAGCAACACCAGGAGUAAUUCCUGAGUGCAUAGCCAGGAGUAACCCCUGAGCAUUGCUGGGUGUGACCCCCCAAAAAAGAAAAAAAAAAAGGAGCUGGGACUGGGUGAGACUUUAUCUGUUCAGCUUUUGCAGUUGUGUGUCAGAGAGCAAAGUCUACAUUUCUUAGAUAGAGGCAUGUCCAAGAAAUGAGGGAGGGUACAGAAAAUCUACAAAACGUAUUGAUUCAAGAACUGUAUUAGAAGCUAGCGUGGGUAAUAUUUUUCUGAGCAAGACGAAGCCAGGUAUUUUGGAGACACAUCUUUUCAAGUGUUUGAUCUGGUACUGGCUAGAAGCAGAAAGCAGCUUAUUAGUAUUUGCUUAUGUGACUGAGUUUAAAGUCAGGAUGGCGAUUAUGAUGAACAUUGAGCUGUCAGAACGCUAGUUCCCAAGAGUCUUGACUGGAAUGCAGGCAUCUCCCUAUGUUUGAAGGAGGACAUGAGCUGUUACCACUUCUUGUAUUAGAACAGAGACUCCUACAUUUUUCCUCUUUAUGCACUGAGAAUGUGGCAGAAGUAGUAAAGCCACAGCAAAGCAUGAAUCUCCCCAAUCCCCCAAGUAAUACCAAGGUAUGGCCUUAGUGCCAGGAGCACCACUAGGCCCAACUUUCACAGCUAUUAAAACUUCUUUUCCUGGGGCUGGAGUGAUAGCACAGUGGGUAGGGCGUUUGCCUUGCACACGGCCGACCUGGGUUCAAAUCCCAGCAUCCCAUAUGAUCCCCUGAGCACCACCAGGAGUAACCCCUGUGCAUCGCUGGGUGUGACCCAAAAAGAAAAAAAAAAAAAAAAACUUCCUUUCCUGGAUUACCUCUCAGUCUGGGAGCAAGGUGAUGGGGUGAGGUCUCCACUCAAAUAAAGGAAGGAGCAAGAAGACAGUAGUGGUCAAAAUUGCCCCCUUAACCUGAAUCCUCCACUAGUUAACAUAGGGCAACUGAAUUUAGGAAAGAAAGCCAUCUCCUUGCCCUUUACUGAACUCAACUUGGGACUGGAUAUAGGGAUGGUGUCAAACCCAUUGCAGGGAACCCUGGAGGUCUUCCUCAUUAGCUAUCUUCAUUUGUCAUUUAUUGCGGGGAUAGGGAUGGGGUAAUACCCAAUGGUGCUUGGGAUAUACUCCUAGCUCUGUGCUCAGGGAUCACUCCUGGUGGUCUCCAUGGUGCCAGGGAUUGAACCCAGAUCAGCUACAUGCAAAUCCCUCUACGGUAUCUGACCCAUCUUUAUUUCUGUACCCUGUGAGCAUUCACCCCAGUGAUGACACCGUCACUGCUUUGGAGCAGCACAAUGUGACCGUGUAUUUUUCAGUCUUGUGGUAUUGAGGCGAUCAACUGACUAUAAGGAAUGUCAGCAGGGGCUCUUCCAGUACCCAGUCAAUGCAUACACUUUGUAGCUAGCUCAUGGGUGUAUGAUGCAAACUUAAGCCAGAACAUGCAACACCUAGGAGACCAAUCUUUACCACAUCAAAAUUAGGAGGUCUUACAGGCAGAUUCUGCUGAGGAGCAGGAAGCUGGGCAUACCUCUCCCACAAGGACUUGCAUACAAAUCUUCUGAGGCACGUGCAGAACAGCUCCAUGUGGGUAAAUGGUUGUGAAAGCAUCUGGUUGGUGGCAGCUGACUAGGAGAGGGAGCAAAUUCACCUGACCACUUACAUUGAGGAAGAGGCCAGGCAGCGAGGUGUGAGGAUGGAUAUGGGAACUGGCCUUAAUAGUCCAGAUGAGGCCCUCCCAGCUUGGUAAUCUAGUAGGCCUGUUACCUCAUUCCACUUCCAGCAAAGUUAAAAGGUUUGAAGGGCCCCAUCACGUCAGGCCUCCCUCACUUUUUUUUGGUUGGUUGGUUUUGAAGUCACAUUCAGUGGCGCUCAAGGCUUAACUCCUGACCUGGCUUUGCUCUCAGGGAUCACUUCUGACAGGGCUUGGGGGACAUCAGGGAUGCUGGGGAUCAAACAUAGGUCAACCGUGUGCCAGGCACUGUACUAUCCACUGUACUAUCACUCCUGCCAUGUUUUUGUAAAAAUAUCAUGCUUGCCUUUGGAGGCUGCAUAGGUCAUAUGGCAAAAGCAAAAAAAUACCUUUCCACGUACAAUUUUUUAGCUCUUAAUAAUGUGCCUCAAUUACCUCCACAUACACCAGUCUAGGUGAGUCCAGCUGUAGGCACAGCCAGAUAGCUGUCUUCAACCUAAACCAGACAUCUGGGUGCUUACUUGGCUCUCACCCCUCGUAGCUGGUCAGCAAAUCCUGUCUGUCCUACCUGUCAGAUCUACCUCAGAGCUCUGCCACAUUUUAAAAAUGGAAAAAGAAACUUCUCAACUCAGCCCUUUCCAGCCACCUACCCCUCCCACCCUCCACACUGCACAAACAAGCACCUGGAGUGAGUCAUCCCCGCCACUGGUCAUUCCUCCACCCACUACAGCUAGCUUCCUUCCCAUCACCUCAGCCCCCGCUCCAUCGGGAUCACAGUCAGUGAACACAUCACUCUUUUGACAGCUCCGGUGAAGUCACCUAUCAGGUGCAAAAUGUUUUUAGUAACUUUACUGAGUGGUAUAGCAGUGCCAGUUAAGUCAGCGUUGCACUCAUUCUAGUAAGAUCCCUUAGGCCCAAGUUCAGUUCUUCCAUGUUCCCACACCCAGCCUACACUAAUCCACUUCUAGAAAUUUAUCUUUUUUGGGUGUCUAAUGUAAACAGAACCUUACCGUACGAUGCUACCUUUUUUUGCAUUUGUGUGUCUCUGUGUUUGGGGCUUGGUGUUCAGAGGGCUCUCCCAGCUCAUCUUUAAUCCAUAUGAUGCUUUUCUUUAAAGUGCUUCUCUGGCUUUUAUGCCACCCUCCUUGUUUGACUCUUUUAUCAGGUCCUUUACUGGCAUUUUCUUCUCAUGGUCUAGCUUACUCAUAAGUAAAGAUGACUGCCUAUUCCUCUUAUUUCCAGCCUGGACUGCUGAGAUGAAACUGUAUUUCUCUGGCGAUCCUAGGACUUCUCAAUCUCGAAUCUUAAACUGGAGCUCAGUACAGUACUUAUUACUUAAGCUAGGAUGGAGUUCACAUUUCAGUGAAAAGCCCCAUCUAUUCUUCCCUCCUUACAGAAACUCAGGUAGCCAUCAUCCUUCACUCCAGUAAAUUACCAACUGAAAUUGCCUCCUAAGCACCACAUGCACUGAAUGUAUAUUUAAAAAAAACUUUGUUGAGAAAUGUUGACUUAUGGGGUGGGAGUGACAGUAUAGCAAAUAGGGUGUUUCCCUUAUAUGGGACUGUCCCAGAUCCAGUCCCCAGCACCCCAUAUGGUCCCCUGUGAGGAGUGACCCCUGAGCUCAGUCAGGAGUAAGCCCUGACCACUACUGGGUGUGGCCUCCCUCAAAAAAGUUGACUUAUUUCAGUCCAUACAAAGUCCUCAUAUACUGGGAUGCUCUUUCAACUUGUUUUGAACCAAAAAGCACUUUUGGGAGAGAAAAACAUUAUCCUGAAAUGACCUCAGUCAAGCUAGUUUUGGAUACUUCUAAGUAGCUCUCUUACAAAAUCAGUAAACAAGGCAGCAAAGAAAUUUACCACAGACUUAGUAAUUAUUUCUCACAAUCCCAAGUAUUACAUAUAAACAAGUCUCUUAAAGAUCACUUUAGUAGUAGGUGCUGACAUAUUUUAGGUUUGAUAAUGAUACUGUUGUUAGGUUAAAUGUUCUUAAAACUUAAGCACAAAUUUGUGAAUAAAAUUAUAAAGUUGAGAAUUUGUGUUAAAAUAAUAUGGAAGGAGUUACGACAUGAAAUACAGAUGGCCACCAGUUUAUAAUUAAAACUCGCUAAUGGAUACGUGGACAUUCCCUAUAUAAUCCUUUCUAUACUUUAUAUGCAUUUGAAAAUUUGUGUAAAAAAGUUGAAAUAAGUAUUAUGUAGAUUAUUGAUACAUAAAGUUAAACCUUUAAUAUUGUAUGAAGGUUAAUUGCUUAAGUUACAAUUUUUAGUGAUCGCAACACAAAUAAUUCAGACUUUCUUUAGAAAUAUGGAUGAAUUUCAAGCAGGUUGAACACAAAAGCAUGUGCUCAAAUCCCAUUUAUAUCAAAUUCAACAAAAUAGUCUAUAGUGAUGUAAGUGAAAGUAGAUCAUCAGUUGCUAGAUGGGGCAGAGGAAACACGUGCAGAAGGGGUAGCAAGAAACUUCUUUGGGCAAUAGAAAUGUUUGGUUUUCAUUGAGUGGAGAUAAUAUGAGCAUCUACAUUUGUCAAGGUUCCACAAAUUUUACACUUCAAAUGGGUGUUAUGUGUAAAUUCCUAAACAAAACUGAUUUUUCAGGCGUGCUCUCAGUGUAAAAGGCAGUAAAGGCUUUUAGGAAUUAGAUAAUUCAAGAAAUGAAUUUAAUGGUGACAAAUAUAAAUCGAAGAUUCAUGCGGAGUUUGAAAAAGCUAUUUACUAGAAAGGCGAUAAUAGGGAAAACUAAUAUUCACAAAUACUUUGUUUUAAAUAAUGUAUAUGUACAUGUAACAAAUAAACGUGGACAUUUUGAUCCUGCAUGUCUAAAAA